CGCAUGAAGCACUCCCCACCUUUUAUCUGCGAAGCGGAAGCUUGUGGGAAGGCAUUUCGAUACAGAAAGGAUCUUGACCGGCACCGCAAAACCAAGCAUUUAGAGCUGUUUCAGGAGCCUGUGAUAUAUCAUAGUCCUUAUGAAGGAUGCAAGUUUUCUUUGGUGGGAGUGGCUGGCAUCUCAAGAGGAGAUAACCUCAACAGGCAUAUCUAGCCUCAGCACGAAAGGCUAAAUUCGGUCUAGCAGUAGAAAAUAUACUAGAGACAUUAAUGAAGCAGUCAUGCCAUCAAAUUGAACGAUACUAGGCGCCGGCGCGUAGUAUAAAAU
This is a messenger RNA of Eremomyces bilateralis CBS 781.70, 327 nucleotides long. RefSeq lists its product as uncharacterized. Lineage: Eukaryota; Fungi; Ascomycota; Dothideomycetes; Eremomycetales; Eremomycetaceae. Bases 4 to 213 code for a protein of 69 amino acids. The transcript has a single exon. The record is from RefSeq and is a predicted model, not a curated record.